CUUAAUAUUGAUUUAUGUUGUGAUUUUGUUUAAAAAUUUAUUAAAAUUUAGUGGUAUUAUUCAACUAAAAUUUAUAAUGGCUCAAGGAAAAAUGAAAGUCAAGACCAACUUUGAAAGAAAACCAAAAAAGGCUCAUAAGCCGCUUGGGCCUAAAAAAGGAGCAAAAGUUAUCGCGCCUAAAAAAGCAGUCCGAAUAAAAGAAAAUAACUUGAAAUCGGUUCUACAGAAGUCAAUAAAUGCAUCUAUCGAACGAGAAUUAGCAAAUAAAGCUGGAACAAGAAGUCUGUCAGUUGUCAGAGUCGAAUCAACAGAUGCCGAUGCUAGUGAAAAAGUUGGCAAUAAAAAGCUAAAUAAAAAAAAAUGAGAUAUAGUAAAAUAAAUAAACGAAAAUAAAUAAAUAAGUUUA
Hydra vulgaris (swiftwater hydra) is the source of this 406-nucleotide messenger RNA. RefSeq names its product UPF0390 protein zgc136864. The record is from RefSeq and is a predicted model, not a curated record. Lineage: Eukaryota; Metazoa; Cnidaria; Hydrozoa; Anthoathecata; Hydridae.